Molecule: messenger RNA, 3057 nt
Organism: Pistacia vera
Lineage: Eukaryota; Viridiplantae; Streptophyta; Magnoliopsida; Sapindales; Anacardiaceae
Exons: 15
Coding region: 31-2607 (858 amino acids)
Source: RefSeq, a predicted model, not a curated record
GAAUCUAGUUACCAAGUUGCGUCCAAAACCAUGACCACCUUAAUUUCAUCUUCAUCUUCUUCUUUCAUCCUUCAACCCCUUAAACCCUCAAAACCCUCCAUACUCUCCAACUCAGACUUCCUAACUUUGACCAUUAUGUCAACUUCUCAACCAAAAAGACCCACCAAAAAUGCUCAAAAACCCACUUCCAGCUCUCGCAAAAGGUCCUCAUAUGGCACCUCAAGAAGGUCCAUUCUCAAGAAAACCUUUUCUCAAGAGCAAGUCACGUUCUCUGCUCCGGUCUCUGGUGACCCCCACGUUGGGAUUAUCGGUGGAGGCAUGGCGGGUCUCGCUUGUGCUUUGAGUUUGGACCAGAAAGGUGUCAAGUCCACUGUUUUUGAUACGGGGAUUCAUGGUUUGGGAGGAAGAAUGGGAACAAGAAUAAUUGAUCCUCAACCACUGAUAUUUGAUCAUGCUGCUCAGUUCUUUACUGUGAGUGAUUCUCGGUUUGGUCAGUUGGUUGAUGGUUGGUUGGAGAGAGGUCUGGUGCGGCGGUGGGAAGGUAUGAUUGGGGAGCUUGAAGUGGGUGGCCGGUUUGUUCCAUUUCCUUCUUCCCCUCCAAGAUAUGUUGGCAUUAAUGGGAUGCGUCCUCUUGCUGACUCUUUAUUGACCCAGACAUCUCUGGUUAAUGUUGUGAGACCUUGCUGGAUAAGUAAACUUGAGCCAUUUAACGGGAUGUGGCACUUGAGUGAGAAUGGAAAACCGCGUGGGCAGUUUGAUAUAAUUAUUAUUGCUCAUAAUGGAAAAUGUGCAAAUCGCUUACUUGGUUCUUCAGGCUUACCUCUCAUUGCUAGACAAAUGAAGAGGCUGGAACUGAGUUCCAUAUGGGCUCUCCUUGCAGCAUUUGAGGACCCCCUUCCCAUAGGUGGGGAAUUCACAUUUGAAGGAGCCUUUGUUAAAGGAGUUGAUUCUCUCUCAUGGAUGGCAAAUAACUCAAUGAAACUUUUGGGUUCUCAAAGUAAUGGUCCUCAAUGUUGGACCUUUUUCAGCACUGCAGCUUAUGGAAAGCAAAACAAGGUUCCACAGGAAAACAUCCCAACUGCCACUGCAGAGAAGGUGAAAACAGGUAUGCUUCACGGUGUUGAAACUGCACUUGGACUACCAAAGUCUUCACUUCAGAAACCCCUUUACACUCGAGUCCAAUUAUGGGGUGCAGCCCUUCCCACUAACACUCCGAGUAUCCCAUGCAUCUUUGACCCUCAUGGAAGGGCUGGUAUCUGUGGCGAUUGGUUGCUGGGUUCAAGUUUAGAGUGUGCAGCCUUAAGUGGCAUGGCUCUUGCCAAUCAUGUGAGGAUAUGCUAUUCUUUUUCACUUAAUUGGUACUAUUUGUGCUCUCAAGAGCAAGUCACGUUCUCUGCUCCGGUCUCUGGUGACCCCCACGUUGGGAUUAUCGGUGGAGGCAUGGCGGGUCUCGCUUGUGCUUUGAGUUUGGACCAGAAAGGUGUCAAGUCCACUGUUUUUGAUACGGGGAUUCAUGGUUUGGGAGGAAGAAUGGGAACAAGAAUAAUUGAUCCUCAACCACUGAUAUUUGAUCAUGCUGCUCAGUUCUUUACUGUGAGUGAUUCUCGGUUUGGUCAGUUGGUUGAUGGUUGGUUGGAGAGAGGUCUGGUGCGGCGGUGGGAAGGUAUGAUUGGGGAGCUUGAAGUGGGUGGCCGGUUUGUUCCAUUUCCUUCUUCCCCUCCAAGAUAUGUUGGCAUUAAUGGGAUGCGUCCUCUUGCUGACUCUUUAUUGACCCAGACAUCUCUGGUUAAUGUUGUGAGACCUUGCUGGAUAAGUAAACUUGAGCCAUUUAACGGGAUGUGGCACUUGAGUGAGAAUGGAAAACCGCGUGGGCAGUUUGAUAUAAUUAUUAUUGCUCAUAAUGGAAAAUGUGCAAAUCGCUUACUUGGUUCUUCAGGCUUACCUCUCAUUGCUAGACAAAUGAAGAGGCUGGAACUGAGUUCCAUAUGGGCUCUCCUUGCAGCAUUUGAGGACCCCCUUCCCAUAGGUGGGGAAUUCACAUUUGAAGGAGCCUUUGUUAAAGGAGUUGAUUCUCUCUCAUGGAUGGCAAAUAACUCAAUGAAACUUUUGGGUUCUCAAAGUAAUGGUCCUCAAUGUUGGACCUUUUUCAGCACUGCAGCUUAUGGAAAGCAAAACAAGGUUCCACAGGAAAACAUCCCAACUGCCACUGCAGAGAAGGUGAAAACAGGUAUGCUUCACGGUGUUGAAACUGCACUUGGACUACCAAAGUCUUCACUUCAGAAACCCCUUUACACUCGAGUCCAAUUAUGGGGUGCAGCCCUUCCCACUAACACUCCGAGUAUCCCAUGCAUCUUUGACCCUCAUGGAAGGGCCGGUAUCUGUGGCGAUUGGUUGCUGGGUUCAAGUUUAGAGUGUGCAGCCUUAAGUGGCAUGGCUCUUGCCAAUCAUAUAGUAGAUUACUUACAAAGUGGUGGAGUUCAUCCUGAGGAGUUUGCUGUUGGUUUGCACAAUGAGUUUCGACCCCUUGAAGGACAUGAUAUCGGGCAAUUUCCAGGUUUGGAGUCCACGGAGAAGGAGGAGUUUCAAUCAUAUCAACUUACCCCUUGAAUCCGUAAUCAGGCUAUGAAGAUUUUAGGAUGAUUAGGUGGCAGAACUACUGCACGAAGGUAGUUAUUGGAAAAGUUGGUAAGCUAGAUAGUCGAGUUCAUUCUGCUACAUCGUCCAUUUAUGAAACCAGAUGACAAAUGUACGUUUAAAGGGGAUUUUUGGGGGAAUUAAUCUUUAUAGAAAGCUGUCGUUCUCAGUUGCAGGUGACACGAAACAUGAUAGUUCCCCUGUAAGGUUGAACACGAAGCCAAAUAGCAGAUUCCGGUAUACCAAGCUUAACAGAUAUCACCGCUUCUGCAGCAGCAUGGGAUGAGACAAUGUAAAUUUUGCAGCUUUGAUUAAUGGAACUUACUAGUUAGUGAACCACAUCACACUUAUCAUCUAAUCAGGUUUAGUAGGUGGAGCUUCAUCCACGAUGAGCUCAUACCAAACCGUGUGAACAUGUUGAAA